AUGACUGGCUGCAAGCCCUGCCCCACUCCGGUUAACACUCAGGGCAAGCUGUCAGAGGCCGAGGGUAGUCCAGUUGCAGAUCCCACUGCGUACCGGAGUCUUGCUGGUGCACUUCAGUACCUCACUUUCACCAGGCCGGACAUCACAUACGACGUGCAACAGGUCUGUCUCCACAUGCAUGAUCCUCGAGAGCCCCACCUGACUGCUCUCAAGCGCCUUCUCCGCUACCUCCGCGGCACCGUCGACUACGGGUUGCUUCUUCACCGGUCUCCCUCCACCGAGCUGGUCGUCUACACUGACGCUGACUGGGCCGGGUGCCCGGACACUCGGCGCUCUACCUCCGGCUACGCCGUCUUCUUAGGCGGCAACCUCGUGUCCUGGUCGUCCAAGCGUCAGCUGGUUGUCUCCCGCUCCAGUGCCGAGGCGGAGUAUCGCGCUGUUGCUAACGGCGUGGCUGAGGCUUCCUGGCUCCGGCAGCUCCUCGCCGAGCUUCACAGCCCCCUCUCCAGGAGCACGCUGGUCUACUGCGACAACGUCAGUGCGGUGUACCUCUCCACCAAUCCGGUCCAGCACCAGAGGACCAAGCACGUGGAGAUCGACCUACACUUCGUCCGGGACCGGGUCGCUGUCGGCGAUGUUCGGGUCCUCCACGUCCCGACCACCUCCCAGUUCGCCGACAUCUUCACCAAGGGUCUCCCAUCCUCGACCUUCGCCGAGUUCCGCACCAGCCUCAACAUCACCGGUGGCUAG
Messenger RNA from Sorghum bicolor (sorghum), 750 nucleotides. RefSeq lists its product as uncharacterized. The record is from RefSeq and is a predicted model, not a curated record. The transcript has a single exon. The coding region runs from base 1 to 750 and encodes 249 amino acids. NCBI's taxonomy places the organism in Eukaryota, Viridiplantae, Streptophyta, Magnoliopsida, Poales, Poaceae.